AUGAGUUCAGAAAAAAUUGUUCUGAUUUUAAUCUUUUGUUUGAGCAUGAUGAGUUGGGGACAUUGUAAAGAUAGGAAGCAUUUUGUUCUGGUGCAUGGAGCUUGCCAUGGAGCUUGGAGUUGGUACAAGCUGAAGCCACUCUUGGAAUCUGCAGGUCACAAGGUCACAGCACUCGACCUUGCAGCUUCUGGCAUCAACAUGCGGAAAAUUGACGAUGUUGAUACUUUCGCAGUGUACAAUCAACCUCUGUUGCGGCUAUUGGCCACAACUCUCCCUAAUCAGAAGGUCAUUCUAGUUGGUCAUAGCCUCGGGGGACUCAGCCUAGCACAUGCCACCGACGAAUAUCCACAAAAAGUUGAACGUAAUGUUUUCGUAUCGGCUUUUCUUCCUGACACAGAACACCGCCCUUCUUAUGUACUAGAAAAGUACGGUGAGAGGACCCCCACGUCUGCAUGGAUGGAUACUAAGUUUGAACCAAGUGGAAACAAAACAUCAAUGUUCUUUGGUCCCAUGUUUUUGACCAACAAGCUCUACCAACGAUCUCCCGUUCAGGACCUUGAAUUGGCCAAGAGUUUAGUAAGGCCAUCAUCACUCUUCCUGGAGGACUUGUCAAGGCAGAAGAAUUUCUCGAAGGAGGGAUAUGGGUCAGUUCCACGUUCCUAUAUUGUCUGCACUGAGGACAUUGCAAUUCCUGUGGAUUAUCAACAAUGGAUGAUCCAAAAUGCCGCCGUCAAUAACGUUCUCAGUAUCAAAGGCGCAGAUCAUAUGGUUAUGAAUAGCAAGCCUCGCCAACUAUUUGAUGCUCUCCAGAACAUAGCAAAUUAAUAUCCAUCAUGCAAGCUUUAUUUUACUUUUACUACUUGUUGCUUUCAAUUUUACUUCUCUAUCAACUAUAACAUCUCCUUUCAAAUUACUACCACCAAAUAAAUUAAUAAAG
Molecule: messenger RNA, 937 nt
Organism: Vigna angularis (adzuki bean)
Lineage: Eukaryota; Viridiplantae; Streptophyta; Magnoliopsida; Fabales; Fabaceae
Product: salicylic acid-binding protein 2
Exons: 3
Coding region: 1-825 (274 amino acids)
Biological process (GO): salicylic acid metabolic process; jasmonic acid metabolic process
Molecular function (GO): methyl indole-3-acetate esterase activity; methyl jasmonate esterase activity; methyl salicylate esterase activity
Source: RefSeq, a predicted model, not a curated record